Molecule: messenger RNA, 1620 nt
Organism: Corticium candelabrum
Lineage: Eukaryota; Metazoa; Porifera; Homoscleromorpha; Homosclerophorida; Plakinidae
Product: DNA primase large subunit-like
Exons: 17
Coding region: 97-1620 (507 amino acids)
Biological process (GO): DNA replication, synthesis of primer; DNA replication initiation
Cellular component (GO): alpha DNA polymerase:primase complex
Source: RefSeq, a predicted model, not a curated record
UUGUGAUCACGUGGUCAACGCGUAAACACGUGCCACAAUUGAGCGCGAAAAUUUAGUCGACGCAUGCGUAGAUAGGGACAUUGCAAGUCUAUCGUGAUGAAUAUUCGACUAAGGCGGAAGGCACGAGAGCAGAGUUCUAAGCUAAAUUCGUAUCCUCAUCAAUGUCAACUGUACAAGCUGCCUCCUGUGGAAGACAUCAGUUUAGAAGAGUUUGAACGUUUGGCUGUUGAUCGAUUGAAGUUGUUGCGAGACGUUGAGUCUGCAGGAAUAAAAUACAAACGUGGGAGCGGGGAGUACAAUUCCCUGCUCAAGAAAGCCUCAAAACACAUGGAGCUACAUCGAGAAGACACGACCAAAUCACUCACUGAAUUGUACGAAGAGAGAAGACGUGAUCAUCUCUCUCAUUUUAUAUUGAGACUAGCCUACUGUCAAUCUGAGGAUCUCAAACGAUGGUUUAUUGCACAAGAACUGGAUCUUUUCAGAUAUCGACUUGAUGAUUUGUCUAUGGCUGAGCUUGACUCGUUCAUGAAGUUAUCCGAUCUUCAUUACAAUCAGAUCUCUGACAAGGAAAAAAAAGCCAAAAGGUCUUCACUUGAAGCCAGCACAUUUAAAUCAACUAAAGAGUCAAUAGACGAGACGACAUACUUCAAAAUUCAUUUCACUGAGGCUCUUGAUCUUGUACGAGGGAGGAAGGUCUACAUAGAGAUGGGAUAUGCGUAUGUGCCACAUCAGGAGCUUGUGUCAAUCAUACAAGGAGUGUUUAGGCUUUCGCUGUCACGACAUCUUGCGAUUACAGCUCGGUCUCUGCCUACUCUUGAUGAAGACGAUCGGCUAAUGCCAAUGCUCAACAACUUGAGUCAUUAUUACGUUGGCGAGAAUUACACAAAACAGAGUGCAAAUCGUGUGACUCCUGAACAAGUGGACCAUUUGUCACGUGAGUCUUUCCCACUUUGUAUGCGGCAGCUGCAUCAAGCGCUACGAGACAAUCAUCAUCUCAAACACUUUGGAAGACUUCAGUAUGGUCUGUUCCUGAAGGGUAUUGGUAUGACACUGGAAGAUGCAUUACGAUUUUGGAGGACAGAAUUUGUGAAGACAAUGGACGGUGAGAAGUUUGAGAAAGGCUAUUCGUACAAUAUUCGUCACAGUUAUGGGAAGGAAGGGAAGCGAGCCAACUAUACUCCUUACAGUUGCUUGAAGAUCAUCAUGUCAAAUGCUCCUGGGCCAGGUGAUUAUCAUGGUUGCCCAUUCAAACACACCGAUCCUGACCUUCUCAGGCAGCGUCUUCGUGCAUACAAACUACAAAAAUCAGCAAUAGAAGAGGUCAUGGAGUUGGUGAAAGGUCAACACUAUCAGCUUGCGUGUGUCAAAUACUUUGAAUUGACACACAAGGUGUCAGAUCCGUUUUUCUUGCUAAACCAUCCUAAUCAAUAUUACGAUGAAAGUCGCCGUGUCCUCAAAGGCGACGACGCUUCCGUCAAGACACAAAAGAUGGAUCUGGACGACACGCCCACACAGACGACGUUUGACGAGUCGGAAACAUUCAGCGACAUUCGGGACGACAGCCUAAUGGAAAUGGACGAGAGCAGCAUAACUGACGAACCCGAAUUAUGUAUUCAAUAG